AUGGCAGAUCCAAGCGGCGCUCCCCCUCAGCCUGGACCAAACGAUACUUCUACCGCCAUUCUGAGACCAAAGAAAUCGCCAAAUCGUCUCAUCGUUGAUGAAGCCACUUCCGAUGAUAAUUCAGUUGCAACUCUGAACCCAGCAACUAUGGAGACUCUGCAGCUAUUCCGUGGGGACACGAUCAUCGUAAGGGGAAAGAAGCGACGCGAUACUGUUCUCAUCUGUUUAAGUUCAGAUGAUGUUGAGGAGGGCCGGGUGCAAAUGAACAAGGUUGCCCGUAAUAACUUACGGGUGAAACUCGGUGACCUUGUAAAUGUCCAUUCAUGCCUUGAUAUCAAGUACGGCAAGCGCGUACACGUUCUUCCAUUUGAUGACUCCAUCGAGGGUCUCAGUGGAAAUAUCUUUGAUGUUUACCUUAAACCUUACUUCCUUGAAGCCUACCGUCCUGUUCGCAAGGGAGACACCUUCCUUGUUCGUGGUGGAAUGCGCACAGUCGAGUUCAAGGUGAUUGAAACUGACCCAGCCGAAUUCUGUAUAGUUGCACAGGAUACCGUUAUCCACACAGAGGGUGAUCCCGUAAAGCGUGAAGAUGAAGAGGCAAAUUUAGCGGACGUUGGCUAUGACGAUAUUGGUGGCUGCAGGAAACAAAUGGCCCAGAUCCGCGAACUUGUUGAACUCCCUCUCCGCCACCCACAACUGUUCAAAUCCAUUGGUAUCAAACCGCCAAGAGGUAUCCUCAUGUUCGGACCUCCGGGUACUGGUAAAACUCUCAUGGCACGUGCUGUUGCGAACGAGACCGGUGCAUUCUUCUUUUUGAUCAACGGCCCCGAGAUCAUGAGUAAGAUGGCUGGUGAGAGUGAGAGCAAUCUGAGAAAAGCGUUCGAGGAGGCAGAAAAGAACUCUCCGGCUAUCAUCUUUAUUGAUGAGAUCGACUCGAUCGCACCUAAACGUGAAAAGACUAAUGGAGAGGUUGAGCGCCGUGUUGUUUCCCAGCUGCUCACUCUUAUGGACGGCUUGAAAGCUCGUUCGAAUGUUGUUGUUAUGGCUGCUACUAAUCGACCAAACUCCAUCGACCCUGCUUUGAGGCGGUUCGGACGAUUCGAUCGCGAGGUUGAUAUUGGCAUUCCCGAUCCAACUGGCCGUCUUGAAAUUUUGCGUAUUCACACCAAGAACAUGAAGUUGGCCGACGAUGUGGAUCUAGAACAAAUUGCUGCUGACACACAUGGGUACGUCGGUUCAGACGUCGCAUCUUUGUGCUCGGAAGCUGCAAUGCAGCAAAUUCGGGAAAAGAUGGAUUUGAUUGACCUGGAUGAGGACACCAUUGAUGCUGAAGUGCUUGAUUCUCUUGGUGUUACGAUGGAGAAUUUCCGCUUUGCUCUUGGCACUUCGAACCCUUCGGCACUGCGGGAGACUGUCGUCGAAGUUCCCACUGUUACAUGGGACGAUGUCGGUGGUCUGGACAAGGUCAAGCUAGAACUGCAGGAGACCGUGCAGUACCCUGUCGACCAUCCUGAAAAAUUCCUCAAGUAUGGCAUGUCGCCGUCGAAGGGUGUCUUGUUCUACGGUCCUCCUGGUACUGGUAAAACACUACUGGCUAAGGCCAUCGCCAAUGAAUGUAAUGCCAACUUCAUUAGCAUCAAGGGUCCCGAGCUGCUCACCAUGUGGUUCGGUGAAUCAGAGGCGAAUGUCCGUGACGUGUUCGACAAGGCUCGCGCUGCUGCUCCUUGUGUUAUGUUCUUCGAUGAACUCGAUUCCAUUGCUAAAGCCCGUGGCGGAUCUUCUGGUGAUGGUGGAGGUGCAGGCGACCGUGUACUCAAUCAGAUCCUCACAGAGAUGGAUGGUAUGAAUGCGAAGAAGAAUGUCUUCAUUAUUGGUGCGACCAACAGACCUGAUCAAAUUGACUCGGCGCUUCUCCGUCCGGGUCGUCUCGAUCAGCUGAUAUAUAUUCCUUUGCCCGAUGAGCCAUCACGAUUGUCGAUUUUGACUGCUGCGCUGAAGAAGUCCCCAAUUGCACCUGAUGUCAACUUGUCCUUCCUCGCGAAUCGUACUCAUGGUUUCUCUGGUGCUGAUUUGACGGAGAUAUGCCAGCGGGCAGCGAAAUUGGCAAUCAGAGAAUCGAUCGAGUCUGAUAUCCGGAAACAGCGGGAGAAGAGAGAAAAAGAGGAGGCUGCAGGUGAUGAUGCCAAGAUGGAGGAAGACGAGGAGGAUGAUCCCGUACCACAAAUCACAAAGGAGCACUUUGAAGAAGCAAUGAAAUACGCUCGUCGUUCGGUGUCUGAUCAAGACAUCCGACGUUACGAGAUGUUCUCCCAGAACCUACAACAGUCCAGAGGGUUUGGGAACAACUUCAGGUUCCCUGAGGGUCAGGAUCCUUCUGGUAGUGCGCCUUCGGCACCUGCCGGAAAUGCAGGUUUCGCAGAUGAUUCACAAGAUGACGAUUUGUACGCAUAGUUGGAGUGCAAGCUUCGCUUCUUUUCUACUCCUUUCCUUAGCUCUCGUGUCUUAGUUGGAAUCUUGCCUCAUGAUUGAAUGAUAGACUGUGCACAGUUUCUGUACGUUAGAUAUAACUACACAGCAAUAAAGCGACGAAUUGUAUCUUUUCACAUUUUCACUA
This is a messenger RNA of Serpula lacrymans var. lacrymans S7.9, 2614 nucleotides long. RefSeq lists its product as uncharacterized. The coding region runs from base 1 to 2451 and encodes 816 amino acids. Gene Ontology annotation, biological process: autophagosome maturation; retrograde protein transport, ER to cytosol; mitotic spindle disassembly. The record is from RefSeq and is a predicted model, not a curated record. Gene Ontology annotation, molecular function: polyubiquitin modification-dependent protein binding; ATP binding; ATP hydrolysis activity. NCBI's taxonomy places the organism in Eukaryota, Fungi, Basidiomycota, Agaricomycetes, Boletales, Serpulaceae. The transcript has 10 exons. Gene Ontology annotation, cellular component: cytosol; VCP-NPL4-UFD1 AAA ATPase complex; nucleus.